AUGGUGCGGCUCAACAGCUGCCAUGGCAAUGAGUUCAACCCCCUCUUCCGCAGCGACAUGGGCUCCGACUCAGAGGAGGGCAGCAGCGACAGCGGAGAGGCGGUGGCUGAGGGCAGUGACGGAGAUCUCGAGGAUGCCGAUCCUGACCCGGAACCACUGGAAGACUUGGAUGGGGCAUUUGCGGAUGCGCGAGACUGCUGGAAGAUCGACGCAGAAACUCUGAAGGGCUUUUACCUUCACAGCCCCACAGGACAGCUGUUCAGCUGGGACCAGGCGCAGGGAGUCCUGUAUGAGUACAUCCGCGAGUCUGGGGAAUGCAAGGCAGGGUCCAGGGUGGUUUUUCUGGAGCAAGCAGUAAUUGCAGAGCACGAUAUUUGCUUUCUCUGCAUCUUGCAUCUGUCCCGGUACCGUGCAGCCCAGAGGGCUGCCGCGGCCUCCGAGGAUUUCUGUAAGCGACUGCGUCUUGGGAACUGCGCCUUGGAGGCUCUCCUGUCCCUGCCUCCAGCUGGCCAGGCCUACGUUCUCAAGACAUUUUGUGCGCCAAGAAGCGACCCGGCAGGGGCCUUGUGCCGGCAGGUAGAGGUGCUGCGCCGACUGGGGAACCAAGCCCCUUAUGCUUCCGCACUGGAGGAGGCCACCAUUCGUGUGCCGACAAGCGGCGCUAUACUGGGUCGUUGUGUGCCGGAGGUGACGGCCCUUUGCUGGCACGAUACCGACCCUGUGGCCGCAGCGCACUGUCGCAUCUCGAGUGUUGACGGCCAGUUUUCGGUCUGCGAUCUUGGCGCAGAUGAGGAAGGGACCCUCUUUGAUGGCCGACGUUUGGGCGCAGCCUGGUGCCCGUUGAAGGAUGGCUGCAAUCUGGAUAUGGGCCCCAUCCGUAUCCGUGUAGAGCUGAAGCCCGUGCAGACCAAGAGCGCGGCCAACAACAAGGCGUCGAGCGAGAUUCUCAAGGCCUCUGCUCCUGCAAAGCGCGGAGGUUGGCGAUCCGCCAAGCGCAAGGGUGCAGACAGAGAGCCGGAGCCCGCCCCAAAGCAUCCCAAAGCGGAUCUCAAGAAGGUCACUGCUCCUCUUCUCCGAGAGCCCUCGCCUGAGCCGCACCCUGCUGGCCUGAGAUCGGCGCAGCUACAGCAGAAUCUUUCCGGCAUGGUCAGAGACCCAAAUCCGCCGAGCCCCCCGCAACUGUUCGCGCCGCGAAGUGGCGCCUACGAUGCCGAGCUCCUGCGGCUUCAGAAGCGCCGGGCGCACUGUCCGGCAGUUUCGGGUGCGGGUCGAGCGGGCCUUGCCUUUUGGGCUGCCCCCCGCAGCCCUUCGCCCGAAGUCAGGGCCGCCAGUCCGGAGCCAGACUGGAUUCCACGGACCCCGCCCUGA
Symbiodinium pilosum is the source of this 1368-nucleotide messenger RNA. NCBI's taxonomy places the organism in Eukaryota, Dinophyceae, Suessiales, Symbiodiniaceae. The record is from the annotation of a GenBank genome assembly.